AUCAUCACCAUUCGCCACAAAACUCUGUUUUUUGCCUCAUUUGUUUUGCGGAGAGGAAAAGAUGUCGGGCAUGGGAGACGGGUACGUGGGCACCGCCCAAGACGCCGUUCGUAUACGGCGGUUGGAGAAGCAGAGAGAGGCGGAGCGCCGCAAAAUCCAAGAGCUCAAAACCAAGUCCGCCUCCGCCAAGGGCCAACCCGGCCUCCUCCAAUUCGGUUCCAGCACUUCCGAGAUUCUAGAGACCGCCUUUAAGAAGGAAACUGUGGGAUUGGUCACUAGAGAGCAGUAUGUUGAGAAGAGGGUUAACAUUCAGAGCAAAAUAGAGGAGGAAGAGAAAGAGAAACUUCAGAAGCAACAGCAAGAGGAGGAGGAGCUUCAGUUAGAAAAGCGUAAAAAGAGGAAGAUCAAGGGCAAUUCUCGAUUGUCCUUCGCUGAGGAUAUUGACAAUGAUGAACCCCAAGAGGAGGAACCAUAUCAUAAUAUUCUGGAAGCAAAUAGACUACGGCGUGGCAAGCUUGGUAAAGAUCCUACGGUUGAAACUAGCUUUCUACCUGACAGUGAGCGAGAGGCUGAGGAGCAAGCUGAGCGUGAAAGGCUGCGGAAACAAUGGCUUCGUGAGCAGGAGCAAAUUCGAAAUGAGCCUCUUGAAAUCACAUACAGCUACUGGGAUGGAACUGGCCACAGGCGUGUGAUCCAGGUACGCAAAGGUGACAGUAUUGGAGAGUUUCUCCGAGCAGUUCAGCAGCAACUUGCGCCUGAAUUCCGAGAGAUUCGAACAACUUCAGUAGAAAAUUUGUUAUAUGUGAAAGAAGAUCUUAUCAUUCCUCAUCAACAUAGCUUCUAUGAGCUAAUCGUGAACAAAGCUAGAGGCAAAAGUGGACCACUUUUUCAUUUUGAUGUGCAUGAGGAUGUACGAACAAUUGCUGAUGCUACUAUAGAGAAGGAUGAGUCUCAUGCUGGGAAGGUUGUAGAAAGGCACUGGUAUGAAAAGAACAAGCAUAUAUUUCCUGCUUCAAGAUGGGAGAUAUAUGAUCCAACGAAGAAAUGGGAACGUUAUACUAUCCACGGGGAUUGAUUUGAGGCUGCCAAGUAAUAUGCAUUUCGUUCGCUGCCUUGAUCAUCAGCUGAGCCUUCACGUACCAUUUUGUUGAUUAAUGCUAUAAUUAGUCAUUUCAGUGUUGGGAUUGACUAGGUUUUGUUUCUGAUUUAUUGUAGAAAACUUGGAUAAUUAGUCAUAUAUCUGUAUCACAGAGGACAAUUAGGCACAGCUGUCUUGUCAAAUAAGUCAACUUUUAACUUAUUUGACCAGCUUAUAAAUUUGUUUAAGCAAAUUAAUAGGUUUGGUAAAAAAGUUUGUUUUAUUAUAUUUGAUUAAACUAUUAAUUAUUAAUAUGCUAACUUGAAAUUUA
Molecule: messenger RNA, 1409 nt
Organism: Cajanus cajan (pigeon pea)
Lineage: Eukaryota; Viridiplantae; Streptophyta; Magnoliopsida; Fabales; Fabaceae
Gene: XCT
Product: XAP5 family protein
Biological process (GO): chromatin organization
Cellular component (GO): nucleus
Source: RefSeq, a predicted model, not a curated record